Messenger RNA from Durusdinium trenchii, 639 nucleotides. NCBI's taxonomy places the organism in Eukaryota, Dinophyceae, Suessiales, Symbiodiniaceae. The record is from the annotation of a GenBank genome assembly.
AUGUCGCUCCAUGGCCGUAAGGCAGUGCAGCUUCUCCAGGAUCUUAAACGUGCCCGAUGGUUGCCGCCUUUCAAUGACAAGGUUGUCAAAGAGGUCGCAGAAGAGAUCAACAAUGACUCCAAGGAGAUGGAGCGCUUGGCUGAGCAGGACUCGGAUGAACAACUGGAGCCUGAGUUGCUCGUAGCGCUUUAUCUCUAUGAUGACAUCAUGGAAAGAAACAAACGGUGCCUUUUAGCGUACCUAAAUGCACGGCUUGAUGUGAUCGAGCAGCUGCGUUGGGAGGUUGGCCGAAUGGUGCCUGAAGAGAAGCUGCAAAAGCUCCACGAAGCAGAAAAACAGUAUUUGACCAACUACAAUAACAGCCUGGACAAGUACAUGAAGCGCUAUGUACCAAAUUGCAAGCACCCUCUGGAUCUGACUGCCAACUCAGAGGCUCCCGAGGACACCAACAUCCAGGUGCGAAUGUUGCGAGAUGACCCGCAACUGGAUGGCAUUGUCAGCAAUGACAGUGGGCUGCUGCGUUUGCGCGGUGGCUGUCAGAUGAUGGUGAAGCGCAGCGAUGUAGAACAUCUCUUGCGUAGCGGCAAGGUGCAGCAGGUGAAGACCUGUCGGGGGGACGUGGUCGGUGGCGGCUUCUGA